GUGUAAUUACAAUACUAUCCCCUUUUCUCUAUACCUCACUAUCUUCUUCCCUAAAAGGCUUAAACCCUCUAUUUCCUUCUUCUCUGCCCAACUCCUAAAACGGAGAGAGACUGAUUUUUCAGUGUCUUGAGGACUUUUAUUUAUUUAGGACUUCACAACAAAACAAAUCUAGCUGCACAUGGAAGUUUGCCCAGACUGUGGAAUGUUGUUGCAAUAUGAGUUGCCUCAUAUGGACCGUCCAGCCAGAUUCUUUUGCCCUGCAUGCCCUUAUGUAUGUAACUUAGAGAACCGGAUUAAGAUGAAGAGAAGGCAGCCUUUGGUUAAGAAACAAAUGGAUCCAGUGAUUUCGACAGAAGACAUGGAUAAUGCUUCGACUGCUGAAGUUCCGUGUCCUGCGUGUGGUUACAGGGAAGCAGCAUAUUAUCAAGUGCAGAUAAGGUCAGCAGAUGAACCUAUGACUACAUUUUACAAAUGCAAGAACAAGCUAUGUGGAAACAAUUGGAGAGAAGACUGAAAUGGUUUAAGAAAGAGCAGUGUAUUCUUCAAUAGUUUCUUGGUACCAUUUCUCGGUUUGUGCGUAUCAUCCUAGCACAGGCAGAGACCAUGUUGAUCUUGUCUGUAUCGUUCCAAUUUUAUUGAAUGUCCAUAGAGGGAUCUGUGUUCUGCAAAAGUUGUGUGCUCUUUAAUUUGAACUUAUGAAAUUUUGUCAGAGUGGUAUCUUCUGUCUAGUGCCAAUUUUUUUUGAGAUAGAGUUACUCGGUACUUGUGCAAAAAGUAUCGUAGCGAAGGCAAAACAGGAGAUGAUUUCUUUCUAUUUGUCUAGGCUUAGUGGAUGAAGUUACUUAAUACUCGUUUGUAUAAAAGCUAGUAGACACCUCUGAAAUUAGUCGAGGUGUAUUCAAGCUAGUUCGAAUAUUGUAUUUAUCGAAAGUUAAAAAGAUUGUGACACUGA
Molecule: messenger RNA, 952 nt
Organism: Solanum pennellii
Lineage: Eukaryota; Viridiplantae; Streptophyta; Magnoliopsida; Solanales; Solanaceae
Product: DNA-directed RNA polymerase III subunit RPC10-like
Exons: 4
Coding region: 179-514 (111 amino acids)
Biological process (GO): DNA-templated transcription; termination of RNA polymerase III transcription
Cellular component (GO): RNA polymerase III complex
Molecular function (GO): zinc ion binding; DNA-directed RNA polymerase activity; nucleic acid binding
Source: RefSeq, a predicted model, not a curated record